AAUUGUCAAUACAAAAUAAUGAAUUGAGGUUAUGUUGUUAUUAAUUAAAUUAAAUACAUUAAAUACACUGAACUAAAGUUUGAUUAUUCCAUUAACCGAUAAAAAACCGUACAAUAUACUGGUGUGACUUAUUUGAAGUGGAUCUCCUUUAAAAUUAUGGAUACUUUAUACCAUCAAACAAAUCAAUUAUUACAAGAUGUUUCAGAUCUUUUUAUUCGAUUAGAAAAGGAAACCACAAAUCAAGAAGCAAUUGAAAAUGAUAUUCAAGCCAAAAUUAAUGCAAUUAGUGCAAACUGUGAAAAGCUGGACAUAUAUGUAUUCAAAACCCCUAUCAAUCAGAGACCAAUGGCCAAAAUGAGGGUUGAUCAGUUGAAGUAUGACAAUAAACACAUACAAGCAUCCCUGAACAAUGCUAAAAGCCGGCGACAGAGGCGGGAGCAGGAGAAGUCGGAGCGGGACCAGCUGCUCAGCCGCAGGUUUGGCCACGACCAUACGGAGAUCACCGUGGACUACCUCGCACAGGAGCAGAACUCCCUGCAGAACUCACACCGCAAUGUCGAUGACAUGCUCAGUACAGGCUCCAACAUCCUGACGACGCUGCGCUACAACCGAGACACCCUGAAAGGCGCCCACCGACGUAUGAUAGACCUGGCGAAUACCCUCGGCCUGUCCAACGCCACCAUCUCACUGAUAGAGAGAAGGGUGGCUCAGGACAAGUAUAUACUCUUUGGCGGUAUGUUUGUAACGAUAGCCGUGAUUGUGCUAGUGGUUGUGUAUCUUACGUAGGGGUUAGUGAAUUGGAGGAUGGAAACUAAUGAAUGAUUUGGUUAUACUCGACGAAUAUAGAUAGAUUGUGUUUCGUGGUUAAAGGAAAAUAGAGGAGGGGCAUACUUUCAUGAUUAUUACUUGAACCCGUGGGCAAUUCUGCCACUUAUGACCCAUUUUGAUAUGACUGCGUUUAUGAUAGGCCUAUCGGUGUCUGCAUUUUUUUAUCUUUUGGUAAUAUCAACGUAACGCUUGUAUGUUCGAACUUUGGUCGAUAAUUUUAUUCGUUUGAUAUUUAAUUUUAGCUUAGUCACUUCGCACUUAUUUAUAUACUUUCACAAUUAGAAAAAAAUAUUCAUUCCACUUAUAAUUAAUUAGUGCAGUCGGUGAAGGGUGCAUCGCAUUAUCUCUAUUUAGUUUGUUCCACGGACUGAAGCCGAUAUGUUUUAUACAAUAAUUAUUUAUUACUUCAUAUCUUAUCAUGAUUAACUUCACUAAGUGCGCGAGUAUUGGAUAUAGAAUUAAAAAAAACUGUAUUAAUUAUUACCAAUCGCUGCAGCAGACACAUGUACAGUAAAUAAAUAAUUGUAUAAUAUACGUAUAAUGUUAUUUUAGUACCUAAUAUAAUAUUUGUAAAAUAUAAUAAAUGGAUAUUUAUUUAAAACAAGCAA
Messenger RNA from Plutella xylostella (diamondback moth), 1436 nucleotides. RefSeq names its product golgi SNAP receptor complex member 2 (gene Membrin). Gene Ontology annotation, cellular component: ER to Golgi transport vesicle membrane; SNARE complex; Golgi apparatus. Gene Ontology annotation, biological process: vesicle-mediated transport; vesicle fusion. The record is from RefSeq and is a predicted model, not a curated record. Gene Ontology annotation, molecular function: SNARE binding; SNAP receptor activity. Lineage: Eukaryota; Metazoa; Arthropoda; Insecta; Lepidoptera; Plutellidae.